AUGAAUUCGGUAAGCAGGUCUUGGCGAACUAUAUGGGGAAGUGCGUCCACAGUAUGGCUGCUGGUUCUAUCGUUUUUUGAAUGGUUGUUUUCAGCAACCUCCAUUUCACAAGCGCGUGGAUUUGAUCAUCGGAAAGGACAAACAGUAUUGAAGCGGGACUGCUGUACUUGGGAUGAUUGGAAGGAGCUAGCAACGGCGGUCGAUAAAAAGUCUGGACGUUGGAAAGGAAGAUUUGAUCCAAUCUCGGACAAGUACGAUUAUUCCCUGAUUGAACGAUGCACUUCUACCUUGAAGCUUUAUCGAACGAAAAGGGAGGCAUAUCCCAUGCUCAUGUUCUUACGUUCCAGCUUGCUGCGCAAUUUCGGCAAUAUUGGUGAUUCCGGACUAUACACUGAAAAUUAUUCUGGGACAAAAAUCUUAAUAGAAGAAUACGUACGAGAAGUAAAUCGCUGCUUAGAAUUUCUUUUCCUUACAAAAAAGCUAUCCCUCGAGGAAAAACAUGGCUUUUAUUCUGCGGCGAAAGUAUCCUUCGGCACUACUUGCUUGUACUUCAAUGGUGGCACCGCCUUUGGGUUAUAUCACUUUGGCGUAGCAAAAGCCUUGUGGGAAAGAAGUCUUUUGCCAAGAGUCCUCGCUGGUUCGGCAUCUGGUGCGUUGAUUGCCGCUUUUCUAGGAGUGCAUCGCGAUGAGGAACUAGAUGGUCUUUUCCAAACAUUCCCCGAUGAAUUGUGGGAGAUUUGUAAAAGUACUUCCGACUAUUCCUUGGCUAAAGUUAUAAAAUAUGGAAACAUGCUAGACAUUUCGAUGAUUGCUUCUUUUGUUCAUAAAUGUGUUGGAGAUUUAACUUUUCAAGAAGCCUUUGAGAAAACAAAUCGCGCAACUAAUAUUAUCGCACCCCCAUCAGUUACUUCUGGUUCUCCUCAAGUUUUAAAUUAUCACACAGCACCAAAUGUCUUAGUAUGGAGUGCUACAUGUGCCAGCAACAGUUGGGCUGCGAUCUACCGAUCUACCAGCUUGUUGGCAAAAUCACCGGAUGGUACUGUUGAAGUCUGCACUCCUGAAAAUUUCGUAUGGCCAUAUGCGAGCAUGCAUCACCCUACUCGUCCCAAUUCUUACGCUAGAAUUUCUGAGCUUUUUAAUGUUAAUCAUUUUAUUAUCACUCAGUCCCGGCCCUCCCUUUUUCCGACGUUUCACGACGAAUUAUACCAUCAUAAACAUACAGGCUAUACACUUAAAGUGAUUCGUCUCUUUGGUUUGGAAAUGGCCUAUCGUUUUCGCCAAAUGGACAUACUUGGCCUCCUACCUAUUAAAUUAAGACGAUUUUUAGUGGACGACUUUAUUCCAAGCGCUUAUAUAACGCUCACUCCUACGUUCUCAUUUAGUGAUAUAAGGCAUGCCUUCACGAAGCCUUCUCUUCAAGAUAUUCAGUACUGGAUUUUAGUAGGCGAGCGUGCUACUUGGCAAGCUAUCCCGUUACUGCUGAUACGAUGUAAGAACGAAUUCUCAUUGAAUGAUUACUGUGAACAAAUAGCUUUUAGCAAAACAACUAAAAUUCCUUUAGACUCUAUCUCGACUCCGUUUGUUAUGGCAUUGGAGGAAAGCGAAGAUAAGUUGUUAAAAAAUUUUAAAGUUAAGUAG
Schizosaccharomyces osmophilus is the source of this 1638-nucleotide messenger RNA. RefSeq names its product triacylglycerol lipase ptl1 (gene ptl1). The coding region runs from base 1 to 1638 and encodes 545 amino acids. The record is from RefSeq and is a predicted model, not a curated record. The transcript has a single exon. Gene Ontology annotation, biological process: lipid metabolic process. Gene Ontology annotation, molecular function: triacylglycerol lipase activity. NCBI's taxonomy places the organism in Eukaryota, Fungi, Ascomycota, Schizosaccharomycetes, Schizosaccharomycetales, Schizosaccharomycetaceae.